Misgurnus anguillicaudatus (oriental weatherfish) is the source of this 490-nucleotide messenger RNA. Lineage: Eukaryota; Metazoa; Chordata; Actinopteri; Cypriniformes; Cobitidae. The record is from RefSeq and is a predicted model, not a curated record.
AGUUUUUACACCCUUAUGUCAUUUUCUAAUAUAUACAUUUAAUAUUACUUGUGUAAGACAAUUCCAUUGUCAUGAAGAUGGAAUGAAUAUUAAAUGUUGUGUGUUACAGAAGCUGCAGAGGUGAAAGGUAAAGGAGCCUUACAGAGGAUGGAAGACAUCAUAUCAGAAACAACCGAGCAGUUAAAACAUCAAAUGUUUAAUGAGGCUAAAGUGAAAGUACUUCAGAUGUUCAAUGACUUGAAGUUGAAUAUAAAGAAAACCCUUGAAUCUGAGCUAAAGAGAUCACUGGAGCUCUCGCUUUCAGCCAAAAUCACCCUGUUGGAUGUCUCCAGAGAGAUUCAAGAGUUGGAUACACUGUCACAGCAUCUGUCUGUCUGAGGUUUUUGAUGCUGAUUUUGUGCUCAUUCAGGAGUAUUCUGUUUUUUUUUAACUAUUUCUCAUUAUUGUUUUGCAUGUUUCAGUUUUUUUCUUUUGUGUUUAUUUAAUUGAU